This is a messenger RNA of Onychostoma macrolepis, 3970 nucleotides long. RefSeq names its product drebrin. The transcript has 16 exons. Gene Ontology annotation, biological process: regulation of actin filament polymerization; positive regulation of axon extension; neuron projection morphogenesis. NCBI's taxonomy places the organism in Eukaryota, Metazoa, Chordata, Actinopteri, Cypriniformes, Cyprinidae. Gene Ontology annotation, cellular component: postsynaptic membrane; dendrite; postsynaptic density. Bases 242 to 2434 code for a protein of 730 amino acids. Gene Ontology annotation, molecular function: actin filament binding. The record is from RefSeq and is a predicted model, not a curated record.
GUGGAGCUUUUGGAGAGAUUCCUCUUCAUGAAGUUUUCCAGCAGGACUGAUGCACAUCAGCAGUGUUCGCCUCCACCUCCAACUCCAACUGCAACAGCCCUUCACUUUCAGAAGUUACACAUCGCCUGCAAAACUCACUGAAUGCAACUUUGGAUAAAGGAACUGCUUGUUUGCUAGUGACACAAAACGUGUGUUGAAGUGCACUGGUUUGUGGAGUACAUAGAAACACUCCAGCAUCAGGAUGAGAGCGAUUAACUUGGACACGUACAGCCUGUCUCUGCUGACCGCUAAAGAAGACGUCCUCAACCCGCGAGCAUCCACCAACUGGGCUUUAUUUACAUAUGAGGGAGUGACCAACAAUCUCAAACUCACAGAUUCAGGAGCUGGAGGUUUGACAGAAUUGGUUGGGAAAUUUCACAGCAGCAGGCCCAUGUAUGGCCUCUGCAGGGUGGGACUGACAGAAACAGGACAACCACAGAUUGUCAUGGUCUGCUGGGUUGGUAAUGAUGUGGAUGAGCUCCGCAGAACUGAAUGUGCCAGCCAUGUGCCUGCCAUCAAGAUCUUCUUCAAGGAAGCUCAUGUAUUUAUUCCAGCCUCACAGCAAGAUGAGGUGACAGAGGAGGUGAUUAUGGCUGCCUUUGCAAAGAUUCGACCACCAAUGGAGAGGCUGAGGAGACCCUCAAGGACGAUGGAUAAGGAGGAGACUGUGGGUACAAACUACAAGAAGACAAAUGCUGCAAUGGAGAUGAGACGGAUUAACAGAGACUCCUUCUGGGCACGAGCAGAGCGUGAGGAGGAAGAGAGAAAAGAGGAAGAACGUCGGAGGGCUAUAGAAGAGCGACGGCGCUGGGAGAGAGAACGAGUUUUACAGGAAAAAAAAGAGGCUGAAGAGAGAGACAGAAAGAUGAACGAAAAGCUACAGAUGAUUGAAGAACAAAAGAGGAUCCAGGCUCAGCUUGAGGAAGAGGCUAGAAAAGAUGAGAAAGCAAGAUGGGAGCAGCAGCAGAGAGAGCAUGAGGAUAACAUGAGGGCCCGGCUCAGACGCAGCGAGUCUAUUGAGAAAGCAGCAGAGGCAGCAGUUCUUGUUUCCCAGCGCACCAUCAAUCCUAGGGAGUUUUUCAGACAGUUAUCAGCAUCCUCACAAAAUUCUUCAAGCCCUGGAUCACCACGCUCAGGCAAAUCUCCAUUCCGUCGUUACCAACGUAGUUUGACAGACACAGCCUUUAUCUUUGAAAGGGCCAAUUCCACUUCAGGCCCCACAUCCCCUCUCAGUCCAUCUGCAAGGUCUCCAUUCUCACGCACCCCAUCCACGUCCUCCAAAUGUCCACUGAGUCCACCAUACCAGACGAUCCCCUCACCACAGUACCCUCAAACAUCUCCUCCCACAUCACCCCCUCCACGCUCUGUCCCACCUCUGUCGCCUCCACCCAGUCUGCCUGUCUCCAGACCCCCUCCACCCCAGUCAUCACCACCUAACCGGCCACCUCCUCAAGCCUCAGUCCACGAUUCAGCUUCCCCUGCAUCUCCAAAGCUGCUGGACAGUCAUGAUAAAUCUGAGUCUAGCAACUAUGACAGCAGUGAAGAACUUGCUGUCGCAACAGAACGUCCUCCAGCUUCACUCUCUGAUAACACACGGCACACUAUGGAGGUUGUAACCAGCUCUCGAAUCCUUUGUGAACCAAAGCCAGAAGUGGACUUCACUGCCAAGUCUGCUCUUGUCGAAGAAGAAGACGAAGAAGAGGUAGAGGAACCAGAGGAAACUUCAGCCAUGUCAGCUCCAACUUCAGAUACAAAGAUCGCUACAAACUAUGAAGAAGCAGUAGAAGAACAAUUGGAGACUGAGGAUGUGAAGACUGUCAUUAGCCCCCUCAUGGAGGUUGAGGAGCAAGACGAACCAGAGUCAGAGUCUGAGGAUGAACCAGAAGAGCAGCCUGCUGCAGAAUCUGAGGAAUUCCAGCCAAAUGUGGAUUAUUUAGCACCUGAGGAGCCCAGAAAUGUGGUUUCUAUCUGUGAUGAUGAAGUUGAAGACGACCUACCAGAGAACCAAGAGUUGCCUGUGAACGCAUCAGAGUAUGAUGUGAUGACUGAAGAAGAUGAAUCUGAAUGUGGCAGACCAAUGAAUGGUACAGUGGAAGGUGUUGAUGUAUCUGAGCACAGCACUCCUGAGCGCUAUUGUUACACGGUUAAUCGUGAGGAGGAAGAUGAUGAUGAAAUCCAAAUGGAGAUGGUGACCGAGAAUGGCGAAUCAUCACCAGAAAGACUGCUGCGUGUGAGAGCGUUAUAUGACUACCAAGCAGAGGACGACACUGAGCUUUCUUUUGAACCUGGUGACAUCAUCAGUGAUGUGGAAACAAUCGACAAAGCGUGGUGGAGGGGUUCCAGCAAAGAUGGGCGCCAGGGUCUCUUUCCUGCCAACUACGUAGAGACCAUAUAAAAACAUUUCCUUUAAAGAUGGUUCCUCUUCCCCCUUUUCGUUUUACUAAUUCUCAGGGACUAAGAACCACGGAACGUGGUCUAUGAGGAUGUACCAUGUACUCUGAGACUGAGAGUCACAGGAAAAGGGUUGGAAGUGAAGCGUUCACAGGCACAACUUGGCCAACGAUUCCUUUUGUUCCAAAACAAGCAGCCAAAGUCGACAGUUGAGACUUUAGUGAUCAAUUGCAAGACUGAGGAGGAUCUCAGUAACUGAAAUACUUAAGUACAAUUUCUGUUACGACUGUACACAAAUUAUCAUCAUUUUAUUUACACAUUACGUCAUUUAUUAUCUUACAUACCGGCAUUACUGUUAUCAUUAUCAAAUGAUACCAAAGGUGGUGGAGCUGUCUACUGGAGAACAGAUUUCAGUUUAAGUUGAAGCCUUUUUACACAUAAAUCCAAUUUUACAGUCACGUCAAUUGGUCAAAUUUAGUAUAGAAACUUUUUUUCAGAACUAGUACUGUGUCAUAGUACCAGUAAAAUAGAAAUAGACAUGUUUACAGCAUUCUGAAUGGCAUACCUGUCAUAACUGCAUGCAGUGGGUGUGCAGAUGCUACAAAAGUUGUCAUUGCCGAGACCAAGAUUUGAUCAUACUAGUGGGUCCUGCUUUUCCAACCUUUGAGAAAGGCGCUUCUCUUAUACUUGUUUUAGUAUAACAUUUUAAAGCCCUUGCUAUUAUGGAAGCCAAUGCAAAGGAAAUGGUUAAAAAUCUUGUUAGAUUACAAGCCAUUAAGACUGAACUUGGCAGCCAUUACAUGUUUUUAAAUGCUCUGAACCUUCCAUCAAAAUUAAAUUCUUUCAUCUUUAUACCGUUUGAAAGUUUGGGUUCGGUAAGAUUUUUUUAAAUGGUAUUAAAAGAAGUCUCUAAUGCUUACCAAGGCUGCAUUUAUUUGAUCAAAAAAAAAAAAGGAAAUUACAGAUCCUUCAGAAAUCAUUCAAAUAUGCUGACUUGGUGCUCAAGAAAUAUUUCUUUAUCAAUGUUGAAAUCAGUUGUGCUGCUUAAUAUUUUUGUGAAAACCGAUUCAUAUUUUUAUUUUUUACAAUUCUUUGAUGAACAGAAAGUACAAAAGAAUUAUUUUGUAACAUUUUAAAUGUCUUUACAGUCACUUUCAAUCAAUAUGUGUCCUUGGUGAAUAAAAGUAUUAAUUUUCGUCCAAAAAAUAAAAAUCUUACUGACCCUAAACUUUUUAACGGUAGUGUACAGUAAGACUGUUCACUGUUGUGUAAAUGCUUUCGAAUAAACAUGUUUUUUUUCUUCUAUGUAAUUUAUUUAUCUCUGAGCAUGAAUAUAGAUAUUGUUCCUUCUAGAGAGGGUCUGUCUAAUCCAUUUAACUCGUGUAACCAGAUUUCAGUAAUAGGUCAUUUCUUUCAACUACCAAUGUUCUUCUGUGUUAGUGGGGAUUAAACAAUAGAAGAAUCACCAACACAUUUAACUUACUCUAUGCUCUCUGUUAGUAAUUUCUUAUUGUAAUAAAUGAGGUUUUUGUUUUUUCCA